Molecule: messenger RNA, 4615 nt
Organism: Oncorhynchus kisutch (coho salmon)
Lineage: Eukaryota; Metazoa; Chordata; Actinopteri; Salmoniformes; Salmonidae
Gene: znf281b
Product: zinc finger protein 281b
Exons: 7
Coding region: 216-2690 (824 amino acids)
Biological process (GO): regulation of transcription by RNA polymerase II
Molecular function (GO): RNA polymerase II cis-regulatory region sequence-specific DNA binding; DNA-binding transcription factor activity, RNA polymerase II-specific
Source: RefSeq, a predicted model, not a curated record
UCAGGACCCGUCCGCUCGCUAGACCCAUAAUUCCCCGCGCCAAGACAAGAUGGAAGAAAGCAGGGGCCCCAAGACAACAAUGUUUUGGCUAUAAAACCUAAAAAGAACGAGAAAGGGAAGAAAAUACGAACGUUUAAUGCAAAUAGCGGUCAUGUGUAGGACAUCCCCACCUGGCCCCAUUUAGUGUUUCCCCUUUCUACACGUGCUGACCAACCAUGAGUAUUAUCCAAGACAAGCUAGGCAACGAGUUUCUGCGAGGCAAUGGGGGCAUGGACCCAAACUUUGCCCCCGGCAUGCUCAUGUUCAGCCACCUGCCGCCCGUCACCAGCUUCACCCGCCUGGCCUCGCAGUCGGUCAUGGGGGGCGACCUGCCACAGGAGAUGAUCCUGAAGAAGGAGCGCGACUCGCCACCCAACGCCCACGGCUUCCUCCACGGCAUGGGCAUUAAGCAAGAGCGGAUGAGCGAGCUGGACUACCGCAUGCCCCUUUAUAGCGGAGCUGGCGGGGGAGGAGGAGGGCUGGGUGGCAGCUGUGGCGGAGGGGGUGUGGGGAAGGGCAAUGAGAUGCUGGAGAUGCAGUUUGGUGGAGGCCACCACCACAACCAUCAGAACAUGCUUCUGCACGACCUCAGCCUUGGCAAUGUCCGAAUGGGAGAGCCGAUGUCUGGAAGACCAGAGAAAGGGCCGAAAGAGACGUCGGGAAGAAGACGGAAGAGCAACAGUGAUGGGGAGGGGAAAGCCAGAAGAAAACGUGGAGAACCCAAGGCCAUGAUGUUGGAUGGCGAGGGGACCGGCCUUUCUCCCAACUCCAAACCGCACAUCUGCGAGCACUGCAACGCUGCCUUCCGCAGCUCCUACCACCUCCGCAGACACGUGCUCAUCCACACAGAUCGCACAGGUGAGAGGCCUUUCCGGUGCAGUCAGUGUAACAUGAGCUUUAUCCAGAAGUACCUGCUGCAGCGGCACGAAAAGAUCCACAGUGGAGAGAAGCCCUUCAGCUGUGACCAGUGUAACAUGUGCUUCAUCCAGAAGUACCACAUGGAGCGACACAAGAGGACCCACAGCGGAGAGAAGCCAUACAGAUGUGACACCUGCCAACAGUUUUUCUCGAGGACAGACCGGUUACUGAAGCACAAGCGGACCUGCGGAGAAGCCAUAAAGAAGGGCCCGGACCCCAGCAUGUUGGAGCUUGCCCACGGGGACAUGGGCCAGGGCAACUACUCACUCACUCAGGGAAACGCUACCGCCACCUCUGCAUGCAAGAGGGGCAAGUCCAAAAACGCAGGCGAGGGCGGUGAUCGUAAGCGUAAGAAGGCUGCUGCCACCACCGCGUCGUCCGGUGGCCUGCAGGACUACGGAAUGGAGUGUUCCGACCCCAGCCUGCAGGGCCGCACACCCAAGCUGGUGUUCAAGAAGGCUAAGAAGGGCCUCGUCCCCAUGGAGGACGGGGGGCAAAAGCUGUUGUCUCAGAAGCAGGGCUCCAUGGAGCUGGCGGGGGGCUCAGGGCUAGAUGCUAUGGUCCUCCUCCAGGGCUGCUCCAGCGGAGGGGCAAAACGAGGCCCAUCAGCCACAAGCAACAACUACGAUGACGCCAUGCAGUUUGUGAAGAAGCGGCGCUACCUCCAACACGUGGCCAGCAACGACUAUGCAGCGUCCUCCCUCCACAUGAGCCAGACCCAUGCCGGCAGCGUGAUCCAAGGCUCGCUGGGACACCAUAACGAGCCCACCCUCACAAUGCUGGACACUUCGCCCCUGGACCUCAAGCACCACGACAAGUCAGUCAUCCCGGACGAAGUGCUCCAGAGCCUGCUGGACCACUACAGCCACAAGUCGGAUGGCACGCACCACCACCACCACGACGUGACCUUUGACCUCUCGGACCACAGCGUCCCGCACCACGUGACCCUGCAGCCAGCGGCCCCUGUCACCCCAGAGCUGGACGACGACUCGCCCAGCGGCGGCGACAAGCAGGUGGUCAUGAGUGAGUACUCCAAGUUCCUUCUGCAGGCCCUGGAGCGCACCAGCCACAGCGGGCCCUUCUCCACGCUGGGACCCAGCGGGCCCUUCCCUUUGCUCUCCAGCCCUACGGGGCCCCUCUUCUCCGAUAAGCAUGUCUACACUACGUCUCCGCUGGAGUGCGGCUACCCGCCCGCCGACUCCUCGCCACUGCCCAUACCCUCCAUCUCUUCUUCUUCCUCCUCCUUGUCUUCCUCUAAGUCCCACUACAGCAUGGUGGUGGGCUCCCCCUCCCAGCCGGCCUUCCACCUCAGUGGCCUGGAGGCGGCUGGCCACCAGCAGCUCAUCCCCUCUCAGGAGCUCACAGAGCAGCUGGAGAAGCAGCACCACUCCCCUGCGUUCCAGCUCACGCCCCAGGAGCUGACGGCCACCGGUGGAGCCCCCAAGGAGCAGGGGGCCAAGGGCAACGGGAGAAACGGCAGCUACUCCGACCUGGACACGCCCAAGGAAAUGGACCUGCGGGCCACCUACCAGAUCGAGAACUUCGCCCAGGCCUUUGGUUCCCAAUUUAAGUCGGGCCGCCGCACCCCGCUGGGCUACGGCACUGGCGCCGAGGUCGACCACCGAAUACGAACUCCCGUGUCAGAAUUCUCAGGGUAUACCAGUUUGUUAGCUGACGUCAGCGAGCCAGUAAGUACAGGAUCGAAAACCCCAACAAGCCAAAGUUUCAGGUAAGGGUUAAAACGAGGUGAACCUAGUUGCGGGUCUUGUGUUUUUCUUUGUGUCCCUAUACCCUUCUACAUUUUGUUCUUGUAGCGAGGUCAAUUUAUUUUUUAAACACUGCCAUUAAAUGUUGAUAACGAGAACUCUACCAGGGGAAGGUCUUCAAGGCCUCAAAUGCAAUUUUUUAUAUUCAUUUUUUUUUUAAAUCUGUAUUUUGUCUUUAUUUUGUUAGCGUAGUUGGUAUGAUAUGAACGUAAACGUAGAUUUUAAUGUAAUUUAAACUGAAAAAUUAGGGGUUAGCUAAGCUUGAUGAUUUUUCUUUGAACUCUUGUUUUACCAAUCAUCAUACAGUUGUAAAGUAAUGAUGAAUGAUGUUAAUAAUUUCAAUAAUAUUACGUUUGUGGCAGGGAAAGGCCCAGAAUUCAAAUGGCAAAAAAAGUUCUAUAUUGUCUGUUACUAGAAUCGUAUUACUCAGGUAUUAAGGCAAAAUUGUGUAAUAAUAAUAAAAACUUUGUAUUAUGAGAUGCAAUUAGCACACUUUUUUAAGUGUGCUUUGAGACUACAAAGCUUUGUUACUGUUAUUUAUCCCUCGAGGAGCGGGGGAACAAAAAGACAAAACAAUUUCAGCGGAUCUUCCUGUUCAGUUUUCUUCGCCAUUGAACAACCCUUUCCUCUACGUGUAGCUGUGUAGAGAUUACGGUACUUCUGUGUCAAUGUGAAAAUGACCGUUCCCAUUUCCUCCCCGUAAAGGGCCACAUGUAAAACACACGCCGACGUGGAUAUUUAUACACUCAAGAACUCGUAGUGCACACAGUCCAGGCUCAACGGAAAGAGGUUUCAAUCCGCAGACCUUUUUUGUUUAUAAACCGUGUCAAGUGAUGUUUGUCUAGGCCAUGCACCUUUUGGAUGGCCCCUUCAGUGGCCCGUGACAAGGAAAUGUGCUGGCCCCGUUGGCGACGUUUCAACAACUGUUGUCGCUCAUUUUUACUGGGUUCCACUCCACUCCUGGCUGUUAACUUCUUCUUUUUUGUCAGUGGAAAUCAAACAAGCACUUUGAAAAACAAAAUUGUCAUUGAAAACUGAAAACAUCCCAACUCAAUUAAGGAUGUGCAAAACCAAGUGAUUAUUUUUUAUUUUAUUAGAGGAGAGAACUGUGAACGGGGGUGGGUGGGAUAGGGUGGUUUGUUGUUCUGUAGGGAGGGUUAGAAUGGGGUUGAAUAGAUGUAUUUUUGUUUGUAUUUUUUUGACGGUUUGGUCAAGGGGAAGGGUUGUACAAAUGAUUUGCCAUUACUGUAUGUAACCCAAUGUUCUGAGAAGAUCUCUGUAUUGAUACCGAACAAAAAUAUAAACAACAUGCAACAAUUUCAAAGAUUUGACUGAGUUACAGUUCAUAUAAGGAAAUAAGUCAAUUGAAAUGUAUUCAUUAGGCCCUAAUCUAUAGAUUUCACAUGACUGGCCAGGGGUACAGUUAUGGGUGGGCAUAGGCCCACCUACUGGGGAGCCAGGCCCAGCCAAUCAGAAUGAGUUUUUUCCCCCACAGAAGGGCCUUAUUAUUUUUGGUUCCCGAGUGGCGCAGUGCAUUGCAUCUCAGUGCAAGAGGUGUCACUGCAGUACCUGGUGAUUGGGAGUCUCAUAGGGCGGCGCACAAUUGGCCCAGCGUCAUCCAGGGUAGGCCGUCAUUUUAAAUAAGAAUUUGUUCUUAACUGACUUGCCUAGUUAAAGGUUAAAUAAAUAAUAUUACAUUACAUACCAAAAUACUGCUCAGCGCAAAUUAAAGAAUUAAGCUUUUUGUGUGUAUGGAACAUUUCUGGGGUUUAUUAUUUCAGGUCAUGAAACGUGGGACCAACACAUGUUGCGUUUUAUAUUUUUGUUCGGUGUAAGUUUCGAGAGGGGGCAGAUAAUAUGCUGCAACACUUCCCACUGAUGUACUAAGACUC